Psammomys obesus (fat sand rat) is the source of this 954-nucleotide messenger RNA. RefSeq names its product melanocortin 1 receptor (gene Mc1r). Gene Ontology annotation, biological process: G protein-coupled receptor signaling pathway. Bases 1 to 954 code for a protein of 317 amino acids. The transcript has a single exon. The record is from RefSeq and is a predicted model, not a curated record. Gene Ontology annotation, molecular function: melanocyte-stimulating hormone receptor activity. Lineage: Eukaryota; Metazoa; Chordata; Mammalia; Rodentia; Muridae. Gene Ontology annotation, cellular component: membrane.
AUGCCCACUCUGGGGCCCCAGAAGAGGCUUCUGGGUUCACUCAACACCACCUCCAUGGCCACCCCGCACCUUGGACUGGCAACCAACCAGACAGGGCCUUGGUGCCUGCAGGUGUCUAUCCCAGAUGGCCUGUUCCUCAGCCUGGGGCUGGUGAGUCUCGUAGAGAAUGUGUUGGUCGUGAUAGCCGUCACCAAGAACCGCAACCUGCACUCGCCCAUGUAUUGCUUCAUCUGCUGUCUGGCCCUGUCUGACCUCAUGGUGAGUAUAAACAUCAUGCUGGAGACCACCAUCAUCUUGCUGCUGGAGGCAGGUGCCCUAGUGACCCAGGCUGCCCUGGUGCAGCAGCUGGACAAUGUCAUUGACAUGCUCAUCUGUGGCUCCAUGGUGUCCAGCCUUUGCUUCCUUGGUGUCAUUGCCAUAGACCGCUACAUCUCCAUCUUCUACGCACUGCGUUAUCACAGCAUUGUGACCCUGCCCCGGGCACGACGGGCCAUCGUGGGCAUCUGGGUGGCCAGCAUAUUCUCCAGCAGCCUCUUUAUCACCUACUACAAACACACGGCCGUGCUCCUCUGCCUUGUCACCUUCUUCCUAGCCAUGCUGGCUCUCAUGGCAAUCCUGUAUGUCCACAUGCUCACUCGAGCGUGCCAGCAUGCUCAGGGCAUCGCCCAGCUCCAGAAGAGGCAGCACUCCAUCUACCAAGGCUUCUGCCUUAAGGGUGCCGUCACCCUCACCAUCCUUCUGGGCAUUUUCUUCCUGUGCUGGGGCCCUUUCUUCCUGCACCUCUCACUCAUCAUCCUCUGCCCUCAGCACCCCACCUGCGGCUGCAUCUUCAAGAACUUCAACCUCUUCCUCAUUCUCAUCAUCUUCAACUCCAUCGUUGACCCCCUCAUCUACGCUUUCCGCAGCCAGGAGCUCCGUGUGACAAUCAAGGAAGUGUUGCUGUGCUCGUGGUGA